AACAUAGGUCAAAACUAAGUCUAGAGCAAUGCGGUCUGUUUGUGUGAUUAAUCCCAAUUCCUCGGUUUCCAUGACAGAGAACUUGCAGGUUCUCUUGUUGCCGAUGGCGAAGGAGUGCCACCUUGAGCUCGCCUUUUUCACCGCCCCCGAGCCCGCACCAAAAGAGAUUGAUGGCUUGGAAACGUCGCGGCUCUCAACUGAGGUCUGUCUUCCAGUUCUCCUCCCCCUCUUGGAUGCUUACGACGGGUUCUUGGUAGGCUGCUACUCGGACCACCCUCUCAUUUACGAACUACAGCGGAGAACCGACAAGCCGGUGUUGGGGAUAUUCCAGGCCAGCUUAAUCGCAGGGGUGGGGAUGCUCGAAAAGGCGCAGAAAAUGGUGAUUCUUACGUCCAACAACGAGUGGGAACGUAUUCUAGAUGAUUCCCUUGACUCAGUGUUCCAGGUCGAUCCGCAGCUUGUGGGGCAUCGGAAUGUGAUUCUUCCUACUAAGGCACUCGGUAUCAACGUGCUCAGCUUGUCAGAUCCGCACGUCUACGGCCAAAUCAAGGCAAAGGUCCGAGACUUGCUCACUGCAACGGAGGCUACGUGUAUCUUGUUAGGCUGUGCCGGCAUGUCAGGCUUAGACCUUAAGCUCAAGCAGGAACCUGAGUUUGCGGGGGUGCACUUUGUUGAUAGCGUUCGAGCAGGGAUACAGCUCCUAGCAAGGUAAACUAAAUCUACAGUUGAACUGAUAUAUCACAUAUAUUUGUUAUAAAGAUUCACAGCCUAUUAAUGUUAGUAAUUGCUUAACACGGACAAUGUCCUUCAAGGGUAUUGCUCUGACUCGGAAUAUGUUUGGUAUCAGAUAGGGGUGAAAGACUAAUUUCGAUGGUAAUUUUUUUCUGUCAUGAAUUUUCAGUUGAACUAUGCAAUAAAAAUUUUCAUCAUCACUUAGAAAACAUAUUCUCGAGGGCUCAAAGGGCAAUUCAGAUUGGGGAAUGUGAUUGAAAACUUACUCUUUGAGUGGAUAUCUUAAUCACAUAAACAUAUUAGAGUCUUG
This is a messenger RNA of Babjeviella inositovora NRRL Y-12698, 1042 nucleotides long. It is a transcript of the gene DCG1, whose product is annotated as Dcg1p. The record is from RefSeq and is a predicted model, not a curated record. The transcript has a single exon. The coding region runs from base 29 to 712 and encodes 227 amino acids. Lineage: Eukaryota; Fungi; Ascomycota; Pichiomycetes; Serinales.